This is a messenger RNA of Cornus florida, 1219 nucleotides long. Its product is annotated as GDSL esterase/lipase At2g30310. The coding region runs from base 128 to 1219 and encodes 363 amino acids. The transcript is spliced from 3 exons. The record is from RefSeq and is a predicted model, not a curated record. Gene Ontology annotation, molecular function: hydrolase activity, acting on ester bonds. NCBI's taxonomy places the organism in Eukaryota, Viridiplantae, Streptophyta, Magnoliopsida, Cornales, Cornaceae.
ACUUACUAAUGCAAAAUAACUUCACAGAUAGACCAUGUAUUGUUAUACCUAUUAAUGACUGACUUGCAAGUCAAAAUCUACAUGCUUAAAAUAUGCCCAACUUUCAACACCAUAAAUAGGAACCUCAAUGAAAAAAUGUAUAUUGACAAUGGCACCAACUCUUUUCUUCAUCCUCCUAAUGCAACUCAUUGCCACCACAUGCAAUGGCGUGUCCCCACCAAAAUUCUCUGCUGUUCUCAUCUUUGGUGACUCCACUGUUGAUACAGGCAAUAACAACUAUAUCGAUACUGCAUUCAGAGCCAACCAUACACCAUAUGGCCAAGACUUUCCUGACCACAUUGCUACAGGGAGGUUUUCUAAUGGAAAACUAGUCCCGGACUUCCUGGCCACAAAACUAGGAAUCAAAGAGACUGCUCCUCCUUUCCUUGAUCCAAAUUUACCGGACUAUGAAUUACUUACAGGUGUGAACUUUGCAUCUGCUGGAUCAGGAUAUGAUGAACUGACCACUGCUGCAACUGGUGCAAUCCCAUUGUCGAAGCAGCCUCAGUAUCUAAAGAGCUACAUUGAGAGACUUAAUAUUAUUGUGGGGGAAGACAAGGCUCGAAGUAUAAUCAAUGAUUCUUUGGUCGUCAUUAGUGCAGGACCAAAUGAUUUUAUUUUCAAUUUCUAUGACAUACCCACAAGGAGGCUUCACUUUGACACUGAUGCAUACCAAGAUUUUGUGCAAUAUAGGCUACAGAUUUUUGUCCAGGAACUCUACAAUCUCGGAUGCCGAACAAUGAUCAUAUCUGGGCUUCCUCCAAUCGGUUGUCUGCCAAUCCAAAUGUCUGCAAAAUUAAAGCCUCCCUAUUUAAGAACUUGUUUACAUCACCAGAACAGAGAUGCUCAAUCAUAUAAUCAGAAGCUUGUAAAUCUUUUACCUCAACUUCAGGUGUCACUUCCAGGAACCAGAUUGAUCUAUUCAGACGUAUAUGAGCCACUGAACAACCUGAUUACCAAUCCACAAAAAUAUGGAUUUGUGGAAACUAGUAUAGGUUGCUGUGGGACUGGAACAGUGGAAGCAGGGGGUUUUUGUUCACCAAACACUCCAGUAUGUGCAAACCAUUCCCAGUAUGUGUUCUGGGAUACCAUUCAUCCCAGUGAAACGACAUAUCGAUAUGUUGCCGAAUAUCUAGAGAAUGAAAUCUUAGCCCAGUUAUCAGACAUUGGCAGUCAUUGA